AUGAUCAGGAGAAGUGUUUCCCAACUGGCAGGACCGCCAAGGAUCUUCACAACAAGCAGGAGCUGUCUGCGAACGAACGCCUGGCCGCUUUUGCAGCUUCAAAGCUCUUCACAGCAGGCACGUUAUGCUUCGUCGAAGACCACACCGACCUCGCGCGUCUUUAAUUUCUUCUACGGCACCACUUUGAUUGUUGGCCUUGGCAUAGUCUACAUCUAUGCUACGGAUACUCGGGCCAGCAUCCACAAAUGGGUUGUAAUCCCAGCGCUCCGGACCAUAUAUCCUGAUGCCGAGGACGCGCACCAUAUUGGCAACCAGACACUCAAGGCUCUCUGGGAGUUCGGCCUACACCCAAGGGAAAGGGGAGAUCCAGACGCCUCGCACGAUCUUGCCGUGGAAGUGUUCGGUCAGACAAUCCGGAACCCGGUAGCUACAUCGGCUGGCAUCGACAAAGGCGCAGAGAUCCCCGAUGCUCUUUUUGCUUUCGGCGCCGGUAUCGUGGAAGUAGGUGGCGCAACGCCCAAAGCCCAGCCUGGAAAUGAGAAGCCAGAGUCUUUCGCCUGA
This is a messenger RNA of Cyphellophora attinorum, 561 nucleotides long. RefSeq names its product Dihydroorotate dehydrogenase (quinone), mitochondrial. Gene Ontology annotation, cellular component: mitochondrial inner membrane; cytoplasm. Lineage: Eukaryota; Fungi; Ascomycota; Eurotiomycetes; Chaetothyriales; Cyphellophoraceae. Gene Ontology annotation, biological process: 'de novo' pyrimidine nucleobase biosynthetic process; pyrimidine ribonucleotide biosynthetic process. The record is from RefSeq and is a predicted model, not a curated record. Gene Ontology annotation, molecular function: dihydroorotate dehydrogenase activity. The transcript has a single exon. Bases 1 to 561 code for a protein of 186 amino acids.